Messenger RNA from Coniophora puteana RWD-64-598 SS2, 1516 nucleotides. RefSeq names its product DUF1688-domain-containing protein. NCBI's taxonomy places the organism in Eukaryota, Fungi, Basidiomycota, Agaricomycetes, Boletales, Coniophoraceae. The transcript has 7 exons. The coding region runs from base 56 to 1357 and encodes 433 amino acids. The record is from RefSeq and is a predicted model, not a curated record.
GAUCAACCCACCUCCCUCUCCGUUCCCUGUAACUCUUGCAGAUAUAUUGUCGACCAUGAACCUCGGUGUCACCCAGACUUCCGAACAGUCCCAGGCGCUCUACCUCAGAACGAUCCCAGCCAUCCGCGAGAGAUGCAGUCGCGUGCACAAGCUCGCCGAGCAAGGCAGACUGGAGUACUUUGACUAUCACCCAGAUAAGGAGGAUCAGGUAGCAGAGUUCUGCGAGGGGAUUAUCAGGCGCGACUUUGGGUCCAACUUUGCAGGUAUCCCGCCUCAUGGUCGCUGGAGACACUUGGACGCCGGCUUGCCGCGUGUCGAGCCCCUCGUCGCAGAGUGGAACGCGCAGCCGAAUCCGCCUGACACCAAGGAGAUCUGUAGACGUCUCGUCGACCUGUUCCUCGUCUCUGUCCUCCUCGACGCCGGUGCGGGCAACGAUUGGACGUACAGUGAAGCCACCUCCGGCAAAUCGUUUGCCCGAUCGGAGGGUUUGGGUGUUGCGAGCGUGCACAUGUUCAAGGAGGGUUUGUUCUCCGGCAACAAAGAGCAACCAUUCCAGGUGGACGCCAAGGGUUUGUCCCAGCUUACUAGCAAGAAGGUGGGUGAAGCGUUUCAGGUGACCGAGAAGAACCCGAUGGUCGGGCUAGAAGGCAGGACUUCGCUCCUCGUCAAUCUCGCCCAGGCACUCAAGGCGAACCCCACUUUCUUCGGGGAAGAAGCACGCCCCGGUAGAUUAAUUGACUUCCUCGACCAACAGUCCCGCGCCGAGAACGGCAAGACCAAGGUGCACGUCUCUUCGCUGUGGUACGCGCUCAUCGAGGGGCUCGCGCCCAUCUGGCCCCCGCGCACAUCCAUCGGCGGCUUUGCCCUCGGCGAUGUCUGGCAAUGCAACGCGCUCGCACUUGCGGGCAACGAGGGUACAGAGGCGCUCGUGCCGUUCCACAAGCUCACCGGGUGGAUCACGUACAGCCUCAUGGAGCCCAUGGAGCGGUUCCUCGGCUGGGAAUUCGAGGGUGUCGAGGACAUGACGGGGUUACCCGAAUAUCGGAAUGGUGGUCUGCUGGUGGACUUUGGCGUCCUGACGCUUCGUCCUGGGAAGCUCCCUGCAGAUGCGGUCUCGACCGAGGGUCUUCCCAGAGUGCCGCCUUCUCAUCCCGCCAUCAUCGAGUGGAGAGCAAUGACGGUCAUCCUCCUCGACCGCAUCACGGCGGCUCUUCGCACCCGUCUCAAUGCCCCGCUUUCCCUCACUCAGGUCCUUGAAUCUGCUACCUGGAAGGGCGGACGCGAGAUUGCGAAGCAGAAGCGUCCCCACUCGGGCGGUCCUCCUAUCGAGAUCGAAAGCGACGGCACUGUAUUCUAACGAUCGCGAACAGUGGUUAAUUUGCCUGCCGUACGCUGGAUGUCUAAGCAGAAGUCCGAGUCGUACCAAGCCAGAGAAAGAAAUAAGGGAAUGGGCGUAUAAUAGUCUUCCACCUUCCAUCCAUCAUUGUAUGUACUAUUACCUCCAGCAAAGAUCAUA